AUAUGUACUUAAACCCCCACCCGAAUGCUCGCAUUAUCAUAGAUGUUUGUACAACGACGCUCUGUCUUCGUUAUACAACAUUCGCUGCUGGGCCAAUUUUCUCAUAAGCUUGCUGACCAGCCGAAGAUUACUGACGUUUUCAGGAACGUAUAAUCUCGUUACGUUUCACUGUCCAGUAGUACUUACCACCAGCGACACUCACUGUCUUAAUUAAUUGUUAAGAGAAGAUAACAGAAACUUCAGCAUGAACUCAUCCGCUUACUUGGUAUUUGCCAUUUUGGCCAUCGCUCAAUUGGGAUUCUGCGACGAAGUCAAUUAUAAAGAUUGUGGGUCAGCGAUAGGUUCUGUAAACAAAGUCUCCGUUAGUGGAUGUAACAAAGAUAUGUCAAGAUGUAUCUUGAAGAGAAAUACUAACGCCACUGUGGAUAUUGAAUUCGUUGCGAACGAAAAUUCGAACGCAUUAAAGUCCGUCGUGCAUGGUGUUGUUAUGGAUGUACCAGUUCCAUUCGACUUGCCAAAUGAUAACGCCUGCUCAAACAGCGGAAUCGAAUGUCCAAUUAGUUCUGGAUCAACUUACAGCUAUUUGGCUACUUUACCUGUCUUGAAGAAAUACCCAAGGGUAACUGUUGACAUCAAGUGGGAAUUGAAGAAGGAUGGUUCCGAUUUCGUAUGCAUUUUAAUUCCGGCUAAACUGCAAUAAAAGCAAAUUAGUUUGUUUUCCAUUAUCCAUGCAAUAAAAUAGCAUCAUGUUUAUAAA
Messenger RNA from Nicrophorus vespilloides, 757 nucleotides. Its product is annotated as ecdysteroid-regulated 16 kDa protein-like. Gene Ontology annotation, biological process: intracellular cholesterol transport. Lineage: Eukaryota; Metazoa; Arthropoda; Insecta; Coleoptera; Silphidae. Gene Ontology annotation, molecular function: sterol binding. The record is from RefSeq and is a predicted model, not a curated record.